AUGUACCCCUCUGCCAACGAUAGCACCCAGUCUACAUCUCCCCGCACAAAAAGUACCGACCCUAAUGCAACUCAGCAAAUUGGGGUUUCCGAGAUAGAGCAAGAAAUCGCAAUGGUUACAUUCCAAGGCGCGAAAGUCCUUGAAAUAGUGGAAGCUGCUAAACGUAGCCAUAUGAAGUCUGCUAGACAGACAAGCUCUACUCGUGCUGUGGCUUUAGUCGCUAAUGUGUCGGCAAAUUCUAAUAAGGACAGUAAGGUUAACUCUAAUGAGGCAAAUUCAGUUACAUACCCAAACGGAGACCCAGACCCUGACUCUGACGCAGACACAGGCCUCGAAAUGGUCAACAUUCCUUCUCCUCAUCGUCUGCCCAACCAAACCUGGAAUUUCUCAGCUCUCGAUUCCGCAAUCGCAGAAUGUAAUCGAGAAGAUGACGGGCCAAACAUCUCAACUCCUCUGACAAAAACCGACUUCAUAUCUUUGGCCAUUAGAACUCUCACCGAUGGUAGCGUCAGACAUCAAGGCGAAAAUAGACACAGAAAGCGAGACAUAUCGACUAGGGCUGCGGGUCAAGCUGCUUUCUAUACGAAAGCUUCCCGAGUCACUCGAUCACAGUCAGGUGCGAACAGAUAUCAAGUUUCGCUUCCUCGGAACGUUUACGAGAAACGUAAAGAGCGAGAUGUAGCCUAUAAGCGAGUCAUGGGAGUGGCAAAGAUAUUGAAGCGCUAA
This is a messenger RNA of Cadophora gregata, 726 nucleotides long. RefSeq lists its product as uncharacterized. The record is from RefSeq and is a predicted model, not a curated record. The transcript has a single exon. Lineage: Eukaryota; Fungi; Ascomycota; Leotiomycetes; Helotiales; Ploettnerulaceae. The coding region runs from base 1 to 726 and encodes 241 amino acids.